GGCACAACCACCCCUCGGCGGUCAGUGUGCGCUUGGCAGUGGGAGAGGAUACACGUCUCCCUUCCUGGCUUCGGUUCACAGGCGAGGGAGCUGGUUCUACGCGGACGCUCAGAGGCACACACCCUCACGUCUUCGGUUCAUCUCAUUGCGGGGGAAUAUAUAGUAUCAGCAUCAGCCAUGAGAUUGAAGAGCAACACACACCUCUCCUGGGAGUCGUUCUCGAUGAUUCUCCUCCUCGUGUUGGUUGUGUCAUGGAGCCCUUUGGAAGCCGGUAUGUGUGGGUGACGAGAUGAUUGUGGAUGUGGUUAACGAACUCGGCAGCGAUUCCACCUCGAUCCACUGGCACGGCCUCCACCAGCAAGGCACGCCUUACAUGGACGGGGUGCCCUUCCUCACGCAGUGCCCAAUCCCGGCAGGAAAUUCGUUCAGAUAUCACUUUCUGGCUGAUCAUCCUGGCACUCACUACUGGCAUUCCCACUCAGGUCUCCAAAGAACAGACGGCAUGUUCGGGUCCCUGGUCAUCCGUGAGCCCGAAGAACAAGACCCGUUGAAAGAACACUACGACGAGGAUGACUUCGAGCACAUGUUUGUUAUAACGGACUGGCUGGACGCGCUAGGGAUUGACAAGUUCGUGAAUCACCAUCACACAGAGCACGACAAUAAACCUUAUACCCUACUAGUCAACGGUCGAGGAAAACACGUUAUGUUUGAGAGAGACGAUGUACAGACCUACACUCCUGUACACGAGGUCGUUGUCAAGCCGGGAAAGAGGCACCGGUUCAGAGCCUUGAGCAACAGCAUACAGAAUUGCCCCAUUGUUAUUUCUGUAGAAGGACACAAAUUGCUUGCUAUUGCUACGGACGGGAUGCCCAUUCAGCCCAUAGAAGUGGAUUCUCUCACGAUCUUCGGCGGGGAGAGAUGGGACUUCGUGGUAAAUGCGACAGAGGAGCCGGCGCCCUAUUGGAUCUAUUUCCAAGGUCAGCUGGACUGCGAUGACCGAUUCAAGAGUGCUUUCCAGGUCGCCGUCAUGAGGUACGAAGGCGCUCAAGGCUACCCGGCGAGCCUACGAAAUGUCACUUACGAAACCACGAUUCCGGAGGGACUUGUAAGUUGGAGCUCCCCUCCCUCCCUUCCUUCCGCAGUGCAGAGGACCCACCGCGUGUACCUCCCCCAGAUCAACGACAUCAGCCUGAGACUCCCCAGCGUGCCUCCUCUCUCGCAACCCGAAGGCGUGGACGUCGAGAGGGACUUUUGCAACGCCACCUCCAAGGGCGAGGUGUGCUCAGACUCCUUCUGCUACUGCCCCCACGUCCUCAGCGUCGAGAAGGACAGCCUCAUCGAGCUCGUGUUGGUGGAUGAGGGCGUUGUUUACUGGGCCAACCAUCCUUUCCAUCUCCAUGGCCAUACGUUCAAGGUGCUGGCCAUGGGACGCUUAGGGGAAGAAACUACCAUGAAAAAGGUGAAGGAACUCGACGCCGCCGGCCUGAUCAAGAGGAACUUCGACAACCCGCCCACGAAGGACACGGUGACGGUGCCUGACGGAGGUUACACAAUCAUACGCUUCUUCGCUACUAAUCCAGGCUACUGGCUCUUCCACUGCCACAUCAGCUUCCACGUGGAGGUGGGCAUGGGGCUGGUGUUCCGCGUGGGCGACCAGAGCAUGGUGCCCCCCGUGCCCCAGAACUUCCCCCGCUGCGGCCACUGGACACCUGACCCCGACCCCAACUUCAAGGCCAAGGUCAUGCGGUACGUCGAGGGUCAAACUCAGGUCACGGUGGACUUCGACCUCCUGGCCAACAGCUCAGGCCACGCCCCCGGACCCAGCUACUCCACGCCCGUCAGGAGGCCCACCAAAGCGCCCGCGAGAGCCAAGGGCGCGUACGGCACCAGCGGCGGGUCGACGCUAGCCUCAGCGACCUCGGGAUCUCGCUCUUCGCUCCUUCUCCUGGCGGCGUUCGUUUUGGCGCGAGGGUUCUGCCACGCGUAAA
Molecule: messenger RNA, 1988 nt
Organism: Penaeus monodon (black tiger shrimp)
Lineage: Eukaryota; Metazoa; Arthropoda; Malacostraca; Decapoda; Penaeidae
Product: laccase-like
Biological process (GO): iron ion transport
Cellular component (GO): plasma membrane
Molecular function (GO): copper ion binding; oxidoreductase activity
Source: RefSeq, a predicted model, not a curated record